UUGUUGUUAACAGAGUGCUAUCACUCGACACAAGUGAGUGUUCUUAACACAUCUGAUCCUUGAAUAGCCCCGUGCAGAGAUCCUUUUGGAAGUUCAACAUUUGAAUAUCUGAUAGAAGGUUGUAAUAAGGGAGUUUGGGAUGUCUUUGAGGCUUGUGCUGGACUUUUGUUUGCACAGGAGGGUGUCAAAAUUUUUCAGCAUAAUGUUUUUUAUUAUAGAAUCUGUCUCAAUGAUUAAUUCCUGCAAUGAAUCAAUAAUGAGCGGAGCAACUACUACACAAGGUCCGUCAGGAAUGUAUUAUUUAGCUGAUGCAAUUGAUAUGAUGAAAGCUGUAAAUAAGCAGCUCACUACCGAAAACCUCAGCACAGUUUUAAGAUCUGUAGAAACACUAGAAUGUAUUCUGGAAAAGACUGUUUACAAUAACACAAGGACCUCAAUCAUUGCUGGGAGUCUUGUGGCCCACUUAUUCAGGGCCGUGAGUAACUUCAGUGGUGCUAUUAUUUCUGCUAGUAAUGAAAUGGUUGAAUCAGAUGGUGUCCCUAUAAACAACAGUAUUGUCACAGUCAACCUGCCUAAAGAGCUUCUGAAACCUAUAACGAACACUACCAUCGUCUUUUGCAUGAUUACGUCACCCAAACUAUAUGAGAAAUUAUGGGUUCUUGAUGGCCGUUUAGUAGGGUUGAGUGUUAGCAACCAGAAAGUGUCAGGUCUACAAGACAGGGUCAACAUCUCCAUGCUUCUACAGCACCACACUGUGGAAAAUAAGGGAGACAGACAACCAUCUUGUCAAUUCUUCAAUUUUUCAUCCUCCACGUUCCACCGGGAUGGCUGCACUACUGAGUGGAAGAAGGAAGAGGGCAUUGUGGUGUGCUCCUGUGACCACCUCACAUACUUCGCUGUGCUCAUGAUGUCUCCCUCCAUCUCCAAAAAGGAUCAGGAGAUCCUGGGAUACAUCACUGUGAUUGGUUGCAGUCUGUCUCUGUUCUUCCUGUUGGUCACAGUCAUCCUGUACACCUCUGAAAGAUGUGCAGGCACAGAUGUCUCCCACAAAGUGCACAUCAACCUGGCUGUGGCCUUGAUCCUUCUCAAUGUGCACUUCCUGCCGAGCCAGCAGGUGGCAACAUUGUCCUCCACUGGGCCAUGCAUCUACAUUGCUGUCCUCCUGCAUUACUCUCUAAUGGCCACAUUUACCUGGACAGCAAUCGAAGGCUUCCAUCUUUACUUAUUGCUGGUCCGCGUCUUCAACAUCUAUGUCAGGAGAUAUCUGCUUAAACUGAGCCUAGUAGGAUGGGGAUUCCCUGCUGUCAUUGUCAUCCUGAUUGUCAUAAUUGACAAAAACCAAUACAGCCGCGUGACUCUUCACACUUCAGAGACCAAUGGGACGGCUGUGGAGAUGUGUUACGUCUCUAGUGAUGUGGUGAAGCUGGUGACCACAGUGGUUCUUUUCGGCAUAAUCUUUCUGUUUAACCUCUGUAUCCUGGCGGUGACUCUGAGCCGACUCGUGUUCCAGCGGACGCCAGAGGAGAAAGGAACAACUGUGAAUAGUAUCUGUACCAUUUUGGGAAUCACCUGUCUGCUGGGAAUCCCCUGGGGCAUCAUCUUUUUCUCGUUCGGCCAGCUCACCGUGCCGGGCCUCUAUCUGUUCUGUGUCCUCAACUCUCUACAAGGGUUUUUUCUCUUCCUCUGGUUCUCGAUGUUCAGAUGUAAAGCUAAGGUCAGCCAACCUGGCAGUUUCACGCAGAGUUCCCAACAAUGAGCUGAGGACCCAAGUCUAUUGGAAACCAAUUUAAAUCAUUUAUUUUCCUUUCAUGAAUACUUAGACUGCCUUAGCAAUUUAUACAGACCUUAGCUAUGUGUUGUGCCAAUACAACAUUGCCAUGUUGUUCUUCAUUCUGAUUGUUUAAAUGAGAUAUAUAAGGCGUUUUCGGAAUUGUUUGCAUGUGUGGUUUGUUCAUUAUGUGAUCAAACAGGAACCAAUGUAAUUAUCUAGAUUAUUUCUCACUAUUACAUAAGCAUUUCAACAGAAGGUCAACAUGUUGAUGAAUGGUGAACUGUAGCCUAUUCAUUCAGGCCCCAAACUGUCGAUUUUCAUAAAACAAAUCCAGUUUCACCUCUGAUGAAGAUGGAUCGUUAAUGCAUUCAAAAGAGCAAAAACAGUUAGGAUAAAUUAUUUGACUACGAACACCCCACAGUUAAAAUAGAAACAGUGUCUCCUUACAAAGUAGUUCAUUGCUACUUUUGGGAGAUGUAAAUGGGGUAUGACUCUUGUAUUCAAAGAUGGGAUGCUCUCUAGAAAGCAUUGUGUUUGACUGACAUGGGAAGUGCAAGCAUGUAAGUAAGCAUGUUUUUUGUAUGUAGGUUUUAAGUAAUUAUAUGUCAUUUUGAAAAUGUCAGAUAUUGAGUUGAUGUCAUGUCUUAUCUGAGUGAUCAGUAAGCAGUCCUUACUUUUAUUAUUCAAUAAAAAUCAGAAAAGGUAGGUUGUUUUUUUCUUUUCUUGCUUGACUGAAAUAGAUUAUUGUACUUGUUUUAGGUGCCGGUAUUGUUUGUAUAGUUUUAGGAUCUGCACAAUACUUUUGUGAUGGUAUUCUAUAAGAGAAAUAGAGGCUCAAAUAGAGGCUCAAGCAGUAAAACUUCUGACGUCUGUAUUGGCAACAUAUUUAUGUUGGCCAUGAAUAUAUUCUAAAUUAAUUUGUGAAGCUCCAUCUAGUGGGUUGCUUGGCAGAGUGUAAUGUUCAGUUGUAUGGGGUCUGUUGGAAUCAAAGAAUACUUGUACAGUUUUGUCAUUCCUACUUUUCACAGCACUAUCCUUAAAAAAGCCACAAUGUUUCCACUGCAUCUUCUUCUACUGAUAUCUGGACCUCUGGCUAAUAAUUUCUCAAAUUCAGAUAAUACCUUGUAUAUAAACAUUUCAACAGGGGAUAUUUGGAUGAAAAUAAGUUCUCAGAGUUUUAACAUUGUCAUACAAGACAGUGCAAAUGCUUACUUUGCAAGUCAUUGGAUGUCACAUGAAAGCUAUGCUGAAUGCACCAAAAUGAAUCUGACCUCAGAGAACCUAACUGUCAGCAUGAAUGUUCCUAUUUCUGUAGUUACCAACACAACAGAUAAGCUCGUCUUCA
Molecule: messenger RNA, 3116 nt
Organism: Esox lucius (northern pike)
Lineage: Eukaryota; Metazoa; Chordata; Actinopteri; Esociformes; Esocidae
Product: adhesion G-protein coupled receptor G5
Exons: 13
Coding region: 140-1756 (538 amino acids)
Biological process (GO): cell surface receptor signaling pathway; adenylate cyclase-activating G protein-coupled receptor signaling pathway
Cellular component (GO): membrane
Molecular function (GO): G protein-coupled receptor activity
Source: RefSeq, a predicted model, not a curated record